This is a messenger RNA of Racocetra fulgida, 196 nucleotides long. Lineage: Eukaryota; Fungi; Glomeromycota; Glomeromycetes; Diversisporales; Gigasporaceae. The record is from the annotation of a GenBank genome assembly.
CAACCAUGCGGUGGUACCAUCAUAACAGGCCAAUUCCGGGACGGAUUAGUGGAUCCUGAAAUGAAUUGCUACACUUUCAAAGUCCAAAGUGCUAAAGGCGAACUUAGGGAUAUUACAAAAGACCUGCACGUUAAAUUUGUUAAAGAUGGAACAGAACCUUUCAAUACUAAGAUUAAUGAUCUCAAUCUCGACUGCG